GGAGAGAGCAUCAGUCUCAACCAUGCCAGAGAGCAAACUCUCGAGGCCGAUUCUUGGAGCGAUAACGAUUCUGCACUUGGUGAUGAUACCACAACCACAUCAUUAAGCGAGUCAAUAUACAGCUAUCGCCAGGAACAUGGCCGCACAUAUCAUGACCUGCAACAUCAUAUGUGUAAUUUGACGUACAGAAGACUGCACCUAGCACCUCUGGAGAAACCCAGGCAUGCUCUGGACAUCGGAACCGGAACUGGCAUCUGGGCUAUGGACUUUGCGNUACCACCCAAUUUGAAGUAUAUCAUUGAUGAUGCAGAAGAGCUGUGGGUAUAUGAUCAUCGAUUCGACUAUGUCCAUUGCAGGCUCAUGGCCGGAUGCUUUGCAGAUCCAGAAAAACUCAUACAGCAGGCAUUCGACAACCUUGAGCCUGGUGGCUACCUUGAAUUCCAGGAUUACGGACUACCUUGCAGAAGCGUCGACGACACACUGGACGGCACAUCCCUGGAGAAAUGGGGCAUGUUGAUGUGCGAAGCAGCUCGUAAGCUUGGCCGUCCAAUGGGCACAGAAGUGUCAGAAAGAUAUCGAGAGUGGAUGGAAGCAGCUGGCUUUGUGGAUAUCGAGGAGCAACAUUUCAUGUGGCCUUCAAAUCCAUGGCCAAAAGACCGAUACAUGAAGGAACUAGGCAACUGGAACAUGAUCAACAUUCUGGAAGGCCUUGAAGGAUUUUGUCUGGCACUUAUGACCAGAGGACUUGGCUGGAAGAAAGAAGAGGUCGAUGUGUUUGUCGCCAAAGUGUCAGCCGACGUCAAAAACAGAGGCAUCCACGCCUACUACCCGAUGCCGGUCGUCUGGGGUAGAAAACCCUUGACAGCGAAC
Molecule: messenger RNA, 870 nt
Organism: Aureobasidium vineae
Lineage: Eukaryota; Fungi; Ascomycota; Dothideomycetes; Dothideales; Saccotheciaceae
Source: the annotation of a GenBank genome assembly